AUGGCGUUCUUCUCCCGCCUCCGUCUCCAAUCCCUCACCGCCGCCCACCGCGGGCGCUGCAACUUCUCCACGAUCCUAUCGCCGGACUCCAAGACUCCCCUCUCCGCCAAGGACAAAACCCGCGCCGCGCUCUCCCUCCUCAAAUCCGAGCAGAACCCGGAGAAGAUCCUCGAGAUCUGCCGCGCGGCGUCUCUGACUCCCGACCUCCACCUCGACCGCAUCGCCUUCUCCGUCGCCGUCACCAAGCUCUCCGAAUCCAAUCAGUUCUCCUACGUCAAGCAGCUCCUCGACGAGCACCGCCGCGACCGCCCCGACCUCCGCACCGAGAAAUUCGCCGCUCAGGCCAUCGUCCUCUUCGGCCAGGCCAACAUGGUCGACGACGCGAUCGCCACCUUCAAGAAGCACCACGAAGACGCCGGCUCCGAAUCCGGUUCGGUGAAGACGCUGAACGCGUUGCUCUUCGCCUGCGCCAUCGUGAAGAACUACGCCGAGGUAAAGCGGAUCUUCGUCGAUUUCCCUGCGAUAUACUCAAUCAGUCCGAAUCUAGACACUUAUAACACCGUGAUCAAGUCCUUUACGGAGUCCGGUAGUUCGAGCUCGGUUUACUCGCUCCUGGGAGAGAUGAAGAAGAACAGAAUCAAGCCUAACGCUACUACUUUCUCCCACCUGCUGGCAGGGUUCUACAAGGAAGAGAAGUUUGAAGAAGUAGGGAAAGUUUUGGACAUGAUGAAGACAGAGUACUCGAUCUCCCCUGGAACUGCUACCUACAAUGUCAGGAUUCAGAGCUUGUGCAAGCUGAAGCGAGCUCGGGAAGCUAUGGCUUUGCUCGAUAAGAUGUUGAAAGAAGGCCCCAAGCCGAAUGCCACUACUUUCGCCGAGUUGAUUCAUGGGUUCUGUAUAGCAGGGGAUUUGGAGGAAGCCAAGAAGCUCUUUAAGAGCAUGGUGGGCAGGGGACAUCAGCCUACCAUCGAGUGCUACUUCACUUUGAUCUACUACUUGUGCGUGGGGAAGGAUUUCGAUGCUGCUUUCGCAAUUUGUAAGGAGAGUAUGGAGAAGAAAUGGGUGCCGAAUUUCUCGACGAUGAAGCUGUUGGUGAAUGGGCUUGCGGGUGAAGGGAGAGUUGAGGAGGCGAAGGAGCUUGUAGGGCAAGUGAAGGAGAAGUUCUCCAAGAAUGCUCAUAUCUGGGAUGAGGUUUUGGCUGGCUUGCCGCAGUAA
Linum tenue is the source of this 1215-nucleotide messenger RNA. NCBI's taxonomy places the organism in Eukaryota, Viridiplantae, Streptophyta, Magnoliopsida, Malpighiales, Linaceae. The record is from the annotation of a GenBank genome assembly.